UUUUGGUGCUAUCAAGAAGAUGUUGAGAAGGUAUGGAAUUCUAGUAUUUGAUCACCAGGCUUUAGGGAUGAUUUACCAUAAAUUCUAAUAGCAGGAAACCGCAAGUUGGAUACCUCCUAUUCUGUACAGGUGGUCCAAUGUUGAUUCCCAAGGAAUCAAUUCCACGAAGAUGUUUCUCGCUGGAUUAUUCAUCGAUGAGAUGAGUUAUUUUGCGCCAAACGAUAUCAAUACAAAGGAGUUCGAGGAACACGUCGUAAACCACGCUAGAAUAGCUGAGGUCCCAACUCCCUUCAUCUCAACCUUCAGGUCCAUGCUUGCACCGGUCCACAGGGCGAUCAACAAAAAAGAAGGGGCAAUAGUAACCAUGAUUGACUCGAAGAAGCUGCAGACCCAAGUUUACUCUGCUAAGAAACUUCUCCGAAAGCUUGGUUUGAGAGUGGGAAUAUACAAUGGCGCGGGUGAAUUUUUGAUCUGGGGAAAGGUCCAUGGAUCUGCUAUAAUAUCCUCGUUUAAAGCCAGCUCGCUUCUUCAGAUAGCAAGUGAGUAUCCCCAUAUUGAGAGCAUUCUGCAGCUGGACACCAUUGGAACCUAUGAGAAAGCUGGAAGAUCAUUACACCAAGUCCUAGCCAAGAGCCCGGGACAACUUGACCACCAAUCUGGCUUGAUUAUAGGAGAGCUCUUGGCCCGCCUCCAAGUACCUCAACGAUAUUGCAAUUUAGUUGGGCAAGGAAUAGCGUACUCAUGGCGUUUGAAUACGAAGAAAGGAACUUGGCAAGAGUUUAUCGGAGGAAUCUACAGUGGCUAUUCGUCUCUGAGCGAGGUCCAGAACCCAGAAACACCUCUGUCUGCCAUUUUGGGCCAAGAGGAUCUAGAUCUGCUCGAGCCACCUUCAGACGAAGACACUGUAACCGAGGGGGAAUCAUCUUCAGAUAAUGAUGAUCCGGAGAGUGACGAUGAUCCAAGAGCCGACACGCCUUGCCCGGUAGGACUGCCUACGAGGACUGCGUUGCCACCUAUCGAGCUCUUCGACGGCGGUAGCAGAAGGUGGAUAGCGCAAGAAGGCUGCACAAGGGAAGAGAUUAUCAUUGACAACUCCAGCGCCGAAGAUGAUGUUCUUGACGAUGUUUUCACAGCGGCUGCCUUCCCAAACACCUUGUUUAACACGAAUACAGCAAAUGACACCUCUGAGAGCGUCACUUCAGCGAAUUCUGAGCCGGAGCCCAUCGACUCUCGUCAUCAACCAGCACCAGGGGACCAAUUUGCGAGCGACAGAGCGAGAAUUAACCAAAUUCUGAAUUGAUAUUGCACUCAAUGAUACCUGUUGAUCGUGCUUAACCACGUGGAAGAACAGAAAAUAUGAUUAUGCACAACGAAAAAUCACAAAUGGAGAACAGAAAGGAAGAGAAGGGGGGAGAGGG
Messenger RNA from Aspergillus pseudonomiae, 1418 nucleotides. RefSeq lists its product as uncharacterized. Bases 170 to 1300 code for a protein of 376 amino acids. Lineage: Eukaryota; Fungi; Ascomycota; Eurotiomycetes; Eurotiales; Aspergillaceae. The transcript has a single exon. The record is from RefSeq and is a predicted model, not a curated record.